AUGACAAGCACAGACACUACUAUCGAAACUCUCUCAGGGCUACGUACAGCUCGAAAGGUUAUGGAGUAUAACUCGUCAGUUGAAGACUUUCGAGAUGAGGAAUAUCCGAAUAUGGCCCAAGGGGCUUAUCUUGAUCACGGAGGAACCACCAUAUAUGCGAGGUCUCUUAUAACCGGCUUUUCACAGGCUAUGACAGGCAACCUUUGGGGUAACCCGCACUCUGAAAACCUCCCUGCGAAAUUGUCGGGCAAGAUGGUGGACAGCAUCCGUGCAAAGACACUCGAUUUUCUAGGCGCUGACCCAGAGCACUUCGAUCUCGUCUUUGUUGCCAACGCUACAGCAGCUAUAAGGCUUGUUGCCGACGCAUUUCGCGACCUGGGAGAAAAGACGCCGACCAAAGGCUUCUGGUACGGAUGCCAUGGAGAAGCGCACACGAGUCUCAUUGGAAUCCGGGCGCUCGCAGAAGGAGACUAUCGUUGCUUUGACGACGACGAAAGUGUUGAGGAAUGGUUAUCUCGACCUUUUAGCUGCCAGACCCAAAAAGGAAAACCACCGAGUCUGGGCUUGUUCGCAUAUCCGGGUCAGUCGAAUCUUAGUGGACGACGCUUGCCCAAGACUUGGCCGAGAAGGAUUCGUAAACACCCUCAACUCAGAAACACCUAUACCCUUUUUGAUGCAGCAGCUUUGGCUAUGACAAGUUCCUUGAGUUCCUUAUUCGAAGACCCUUUAGGUGCGCCGGAUUUUACUUGUCUCUCGCUUUACAAGAUUUUUGGAUUUCCUGACUUGGGAGCUCUGGUUGUAAGACGAGCCUCAGGACAUGUAUUGUGUCUACGGAGGUAUUUCGGCGGGGGUACGGUGGCUCAGUUGUCACCAUUGAAGGACACUCGUGUUAUGAAAAAGGUGCCUGGUCUGGGGAACAGAUACAUGUCGUGGGAUAUUCAUGAAGGGCUUGAGGACGGCACAUUGCCGUUUCACAGUAUAUUGGCGCUUGGUAUCGCGAUUGAUACGCAUCUCAGACUGUACGGCUCCAUGGAUAUCAUAUCUCGCCACUGCUGCCACCUCGCUCGCUCGUUAUAUGAACGGCUAACAGAUCUUAAACAUCGAAACGGUUCACAAGUAAUCGAACUAUACGCCGAUGACCCUGUCAGGUACGGCGAUCCUUCAGCACAAGGGCCGACUUUUGCUUUCAAUGUCAUGAGGGAGGACGGUUCAUACGUGCCUUGGACAGAGGUAGAAAGACUUGCCAAUAAAGCUGGAGUAUAUAUUCGAGCAGGGGGCGUUUGUUGUCCCGGCGGAGUUGCCCAGGCCUUGAAAUAUGAAGAGUGGGAAUGGGAUCGCAUCUUCUCAAGUGGCCAUGCCUGUGGCUCAACCGAGAUGGCCGUCGUACACAACAAACCGACUGGUAUCGUCCGUGCAAGUUUGGGCGCUAUGACGACCAAACGUGAUAUAGAGGCUUUCGUCUCGUUCCUACAAAACGACACUUAUGCUGCCACUUCAAUCGUGAAAAUGGCAAAGAAAAAGAGCAAGCAAGUUGCUGCUGCUUCUGGUAGUGAGGGGCAGAAUGCGACCCUCGACGAAGCUUCACCAACGCAAACACAACCUUCCACCACUGCGAGCUCAAAUUCAAGUACGAAUGAAGGUCAAAAAAAGAAGCCAAAAGCUUCCAGGGAAUUGCCCUCGACAGCUUCUUCGCAGACACUUAACAUUUGUCGAAACAAGCAUUGGCGGUACAUAUCCUCCUAUCAUGGACCUUGGCUACAAAUGCCCAUCGAGAUCCUCGAAACAAUCGCAAACAUCAAUUACAACACCCCACGACCUCGUCCUAUCGACCCGGCCGUCCUGUUCGACCUGCUCAAGAUCCGCCGUCUCGUUGACGAAGCCACAAACCUCGCUGUGAGAGCUGCUAGUGACAUUGCCUCACCCGUUUUGACCAACGUGCAUGGCGGUCUACCUGGUUCAUCGCCUAUGUCGAUGCUGGGCAUGAUAGGACCAGGCCAUGGGAUGAAAUUGAGCCACAAGCGCAAGUCGCAGAUGAGAGAGCAGGCGAGCCAGAAGCUUAGUCGUGCGUACCAUCUCGAUGAAAUAGCUUGUAGCGUUGCGACAAUGCAGGGCGCAUCAACAAUAGAGGAAAUUGGUGCUGUUGUCUUGCAACGUAACCCACAGGAUCUCGAUGCUAAAUAUGUGCAUUUCUUCCAUGAGAAGAUCCCCUCCCGUCAAAUGGCCGAGUCUACCAGCCUAGAGUCAUUGACAGAGAUUAUAUCUGAGAAGCCCAACGAGAGUGAGGCUCUGCGCACUCGCGCCGUCGUCAGAACCUUCAAAGAAGACUACGAAGGCGCUGCUCAUGACCUCACGGCCGCCCUUGCUGUGUGUCGAAUACAUCAACAGCCCCAUCGGCCAAACGAGGAAACCAAUUCGAAGCUGUCGCAUACAGGUAAGCGUUGGCGGCAGGAGGUUGUUCCAGCAGAAAAAGAUCAGCCGACUAGCUUAGAAAUCCAGCUGUGUUUCCUACGUGCAUCAGCGUACCUAUCGUGCGCCUGCCAACACAUUGAAGACGGCCUUUCUUCACCUCGAAAGCAGAAUGGCCAUGCAGAAUCAGAUCAGUCAGACGGAAAACCCAGUACAGAAUCCAACGGCCAGGAACCGGACGAAAACUCUCUUCGUAAACAAGCCGAGGCGCGAAAGCUUGUCAAAAAAUACGCAAAGUGGGCGCUCAGAGACUUGCUCGCCUUUCUGUCGCAUUUCGAGUACGCACCCAACCUGCCAAACCUAAUCGUCAAGGAUUUCAAUGAUCGGGUGAAUUUAUCCGCACAGGGUGCACGCAAUCCUCGACCAUCUGAAGCAACAUACCUCCUUGAACCAUACACCACAUACACCCUCGCCGAGCUCUUCGCCGCUGUCCCUCCCUCAGAUCUGCCCCCUUAUCCUAAUGAAGAUGUCACAAACCCCGACGAACAAACUCAGUCGUCAGAUAAACCGAAAGUGUGCGAAGGGUCGAGUUAUCACCCCCUUAUGACUGACGCUCUCCACUCACUUCUCCUUUGUCACUGUCUCAUCCAGACCUCAGCCAAAGAGCUCCAGCGCCACACUUAUAUGGCGGCACGCCUGAUACGCCUAGCUGAUGGGUACCCAAUCUUUCAAGCGUGUCGCUCUCCAGCACGGUCUGACUGGUUAGAAGUCCUCCGCCGUGCUGAUGACAGUUGGCUCCAGCUUAGCGCAUCAUGGGACACUCUCUGUACGCCCGCUCCACUUCCUUUCCACUACGAUCCCCUUCAACACGGUGCCACAAGUGCGAACACGGGCGCCUCUCGUAAAGAGGCUGCAGCCGCCGCCGCAUCUCUGAUCAAUGGUGGCUCCAGCACGGAGAAACCUGCGCCAAGCCCCGAGGAACUGCGCCGACAACGCCUGCGCGAGCGCGACCAGAGGGUUCGCGUGGCUCUCAGUGACCAGAGAGUUUGUGAUGAGGAUACGUUCCGCGCAUCUAUUGAGGCUCAGGAGAAGCGUGCAGAGCAGGAAGACCGUGCUGCCGCUGCCGCUGCCUCCCAGCCCAAUGGCGCAUCCAAUGCCGACGGACGCCCAAGGCGAUGGGUUGUCGACGACAGUGAAUUCUACCCCGUUUGUACCGCGAGGGCUACCAUGAUUGCGCAAUGGGUUUGCGAAGCACCCGUGGUCGCAAGCACUACAAGGCGCAAGAAGAGGACUAAGCGGCCCGAAGGCAAGACAGACACAUUGGCCGACUCUGCGAACAAGAUGAGCCUCAAAGACACUACAGCGACAAUAUCGUAA
Molecule: messenger RNA, 3783 nt
Organism: Fusarium poae
Lineage: Eukaryota; Fungi; Ascomycota; Sordariomycetes; Hypocreales; Nectriaceae
Exons: 8
Coding region: 1-3783 (1260 amino acids)
Biological process (GO): molybdopterin cofactor metabolic process
Molecular function (GO): molybdenum cofactor sulfurtransferase activity
Source: RefSeq, a predicted model, not a curated record